AAGUGAAUCUGAACAAGUCGAAGGCUCUGAAACCAGAAGAUAAAAUGAAAACAUGAUCACGAAGCCGACGAUCCAAAGAGAGAAACUGCGGCGUUUUAUUUCAUAAAGAGACAGGUUGUGAGGGGGAAAUGACCAAGGAGGAUGUGCUGAGGGAGUCUUCAGUGGGAGACUCUGUCCUGGGACGGUACAGCAUUAUUUCCCGUAACUCUGAGAGACCGGUGAUCCAUCAGGUGGCAUCAGUGCCCAUGCCUUCAGACUGCGAGUUCUCCUUCUUUGACCCAAAUGAUCCUCUGUGUCGGGAGGUUCUGCUGGAUCCGAGGACCACUGUUCCCGAGCUCUUCGCUGUUCUCAGACAGUGGGUUCCUCAAGUCCAGCGGAAUAUUAGUGUCAUUGGCAAUGAGAUUCUGAAAAGAGGCUGUGGUGUCAAUGACAGAGAUGGUCUUACUGACAUGACUUUAUUGCACUACUGCUGCAAGGCAGGGGCUCCGGGAAUAGGUGACGCUGAGAGUGCUGCCAGUUUCGCCUGUCAGCUGUUGUCGCUGGGAGCCGAGCCAUCCUUACGCAGCCGCUGGACCAACAUGAACGCUCUCCACUACGCCGCAUAUUUCGACGUCCCUCCUCUCAUCCGUGUGGUUCUGCAGGCGUCACAGCCGGGAGAGGUGGAUGCGACCUGCAGUGAUUUUGACUUUGGCACUGCGCUGCACAUCGCCGCCUCGAACCUGUGUACCUCUGCAGUGAAGUGUCUGCUGGAGCUGGGAGCCAACCCCGCUUUUAGGAAUGAUAAGGGCCAGUGUCCGGCUGAUGUUGUGCCAGAGCCUCUAGACAUGCCUCUUGAAAUAGCUGAUGCCGCGGUCCAGGCUAAAGAGUUGCGCACACUGCUACAGGAGGUCCUCCCCAGACCCGACGAUGUCCUCCCGCUCCUGCCUGCCCGACCUCCAGGUCUCAUCUCGGAUAAAGCUCGUGCCCAGCUUUCAAGUAUGGGACUUCACAUUGGAGACAAAGUUAUCAUUGCUGGUCAAAAGGUCGGGACUCUGCGGUUCUGCGGCAGUACCGAGUUUGCUGGUGGUCUUUGGGCUGGAGUGGAGCUUCACCAACCAGUGGGCAAGAAUGAUGGCUCGGUAGCUGGCGUUCAGUACUUCACCUGCCCGAUUAAACAUGGAAUCUUCGCCCCCCUUUCUAAAGUCAGCAAACUAUCAGAACGCCGGAAAAGCAGUCCCCGCCAGCCCACCGCUCCCGUUCCCCACCCAAGACGGAUUGACUUGGCACGAGUCACGUCCAAGGUCAACACAGGUCUUCUUUCACGCAGUUGUUCCACCUCCUCUUCCUCUUUGGACUCCAGACAAACAUCCAGGCGACCACCGCGGCCACUCCCACGUCAAAGACCACCGCUGCGGCCAUGGCAGGAACGGACCCCUCCUAGCACCAGAUCUACUCCUCCUCCUCCCUCCCGUUCCCUCACCGCCACGCCACACUCUGUAAUUGCUCGCAGCAGGACCCCUUCAGCCAGCAGCACAACACAAGAGAGCCUAGAGGUGCAUUUGGGGGAGCGUGUAUUGGUGGUGGGACAAAGGACAGGGGUUGUCCGAUAUUACGGCAAGACCAGUUUUGCUCCAGGUAUGACACUGUUGACACCUUUCUAAGAACCUCAUGCAGUG
Molecule: messenger RNA, 1655 nt
Organism: Sinocyclocheilus anshuiensis
Lineage: Eukaryota; Metazoa; Chordata; Actinopteri; Cypriniformes; Cyprinidae
Product: CAP-Gly domain-containing linker protein 4-like
Exons: 11
Coding region: 129-1640 (503 amino acids)
Biological process (GO): cytoplasmic microtubule organization
Cellular component (GO): cell cortex; nucleus; microtubule plus-end
Molecular function (GO): microtubule plus-end binding
Source: RefSeq, a predicted model, not a curated record